AUGCAAGUCCCCGGGUUCACACACACACCCAUCAGUCAAUUCUUCGUCUACUACCUCGUCAUAGCCGCCGUCUUAAUCUCGGUCAGCGACUACAAAUACCUCUUUCACAUCCAAAUAAUCCCGCAUUUAUGGCGAUGGGGACAAUGGUGGAGAGUUCUGAUCUGGCAGUUUUCGUAUGCCAAUACCGGUGAAGUGCUUUUUGCUUCGUUGGCGGUUUAUACGCUUAGAGUCGUGGAGAGGUUGUGGGGGAGUAGGAAGUUUGCUAGCUUCAUAACCUACAACCUAAUCUUCACAUCCCUCAUAACCCCCCUCCUCCUCGCCAUAAUCUUCCGACCUCUAACCCUCUGGCGAAUGAACUACCUCCCACCGGGUCCGACCCCUCUAAUCUUCGCAAUCCUAGCCCAAUUCCACGCCACAAUCCCAUCAACCUACAAAUUCCGUCUCUUGCUCCCCAUCUCCCCUUCACCACCCCCACCGGAAGCAACACCAUCCCUCCAAGUCGCAAGAGAAGAAUCAGAACCAUCCAUCACUCUAUCCGAUAAAUUCUACGUCUAUAUCGUUGCCGCUCAGUUGGCUGUUAGUCAGUUCCCAGGGAGUUUGGUGGGUGCUGCUGUAGGUUGGAUUGCUGGGUAUGCUUGGAGAGCUGAGGUUGUGCCUUGGGGGAGGUGGAGGUGGCCGAUUUGGUUGUUUGAGAAGAGGGGGGUUAAUGAUGGUGGUAGUGGGUAUGGGGAACUUAGGAGGAUGGCUAGAGGGGAAGGGGAACAGGGGACCGGGGUGCAGCAGGUUGGAGAGGGGCAGGAACAAGGGGAUGGAGAUGGGAGGAGGCCGUUGAGUACGCAGAUUUUGGAUCAGUUUAGGGGAGGGUUUUAG
Messenger RNA from Orbilia oligospora ATCC 24927, 870 nucleotides. RefSeq lists its product as uncharacterized. The transcript has 2 exons. Lineage: Eukaryota; Fungi; Ascomycota; Orbiliomycetes; Orbiliales; Orbiliaceae. Gene Ontology annotation, molecular function: serine-type endopeptidase activity. Bases 1 to 870 code for a protein of 289 amino acids. The record is from RefSeq and is a predicted model, not a curated record.